This is a messenger RNA of Trichobilharzia szidati, 1044 nucleotides long. NCBI's taxonomy places the organism in Eukaryota, Metazoa, Platyhelminthes, Trematoda, Strigeidida, Schistosomatidae. The record is from the annotation of a GenBank genome assembly.
AUGCUUUGCUUGCUGGUUCAUAUACAUGGUGGCAACGGGGAAAAUAUAGCAGAGGGUGACAACGAGGAACAUGACGCAGAGGGUGACAACGAGGAACAUGACGCAGAGGGUGACAACGAGGAACAUGACGCAGAUGGCGCGGCCAAGUUUAUUGCUGACUAUGAUCCGAAUUUAACACUAGACGCAUACGCCGAAUCAUACAGUCAAAUUUUGAAGGAUAAAUUUUUCAUAAUCGAACUUGAGACAUACGUAGAUCCUCAGAAUGCGGAGGAAGCAAUAAAACGUGAAAUCCUCAGACUUGAACACUUGUAUCAAAGUAAAUGGGCAAAGGAAUUUCUCGAGUCCAUCGAUGCAGCAGAUAAGAACCUCGUGAAUUUCUAUACUGAUGAAUACAAGAAGGCAUUGGAAGAAGACAAGGCUUCUGAGUACAAACUUCAUGCUCAUCCGAAAUCAUUCGAUCGAGUGAAAACGCAUAUUUCAAGUAAAUGGGAAAAUCGAAAAAAUCUCGAUAUUGCUGAAGGUAAAUUUUUCGCGGAGGCAUCAGGAAAUUUGAAGAAAGACAAAGAUCUAAUUGAAAUAACCCAGAAGAAUUUGAUGGAAGCGAAGGAAGUAGUGAAGACACUCAAAGCUCAAAUUAAACUGCUGGAAACGGCAGCAGUCAAAGCGUCUAAUGCAUACAGAAAAACUUCAGCUUAUUUGCGAAGAAUUAAUAGGGAGACAGACACAAGUGACUCACCGGACGAUGUUGAAACUACGCAGGUGUAUGAGAAGGCUCGUUCUGAUUUGGACAACGCUACAAAGGAACUAAAGGAGAAAAUAAAACUAUUGGAAAUGAAGAGGAUUGAAUUUUCAAAGUUUCAAACCCCACAGGAUAGAAUAAACUGGCUCUUGGCUGAAAUGAAGGAAGAUGCCAUGCAGUAUUAUUGAGCUGCAGAAAAAAGGAGGUCGGUUCGAACAGAACUCAAACAAUAUUGGUGAUGGGAAUAUAUCGUUUGCUUAUCUCUUUUUUGUUUUAUUAAUUAAAUACAACAUUUUUCUUCCUAA